AUAGUCAUUUCGGCUUCCGUCGACGUUAACGCAACUCGUGACGUCGGCAUAACAACAAGCUGUCAUGAUCGCUCACCGGACAGAAAUUGAAUCCAGCAAAAUUUCAUAACGAAUCUUUUAAAACCUGCUUUGUUUAGAUGUGACGCGUCUCUCCGAAGUGUUCGAGAUCCAGGCGGGACAGGGCGUUCUUAAAGCCUGUCAGCUUCGCCAGCCGAAGAGACGGGGAACAGGAUUGGGAAGCAGGGCGAGGCGGGCCCCGCGGAGCCGGUGGAGAAGAUGGCCGGCAGCCCGGAGAAGAGUUCCACCGCGCAGGAGCUGAAGGAGCAGGGGAAUCGCUUGUUCCUCUGCCGCAAGUACCAGGAGGCUGCUACAUGCUACAGCAAAGCUAUAAACCGGAAUCCGUCCGUGGCAGUGUACUACACCAACAGGGCUCUCUGUCAUGUGAAGCUGCAGCAGCACGACAAGGCUUUGGCAGACUGUAAGCAUGCCCUGGAGCUGGACAGCCAGUCAGUCAAGGCCCACUUUUUCCUGGGUCAGUGUCACCUGGAACUGGAGAACUACGACGAAGCCAUCGGGAACCUGCAGAAAGCGUACAAUUUGGCAAAAGAACAGAGGCUGAACUUUGGAGACGACAUCCCCAGCGCCUUACGAAUCGCUAAGAAGAAGCGUUGGAACAGCAUUGAGGAGAAGCGCAUCAACCAGGAGAACGAGUUGCACGCCUACUUAAGCAAACUCAUACUGGCUGAGAAGGAGCGAGAACUUGAAGACUACAAGGAAAAGCAGGACGACGAUCAAAAUGGAGGCGACGCGGCCAAGAUUGCAUCCAAACACGACAAGUACCUAAUGGACAUGGAUGAGCUCUUCUCUCAAGUGGACGAGAAAAGAAAAAAACGUGAGAUCCCAGAUUAUCUCUGUGGAAAGAUCAGCUUUGAACUGAUGAGGGAGCCAUGCAUCACACCGAGCGGGAUCACCUACGACCGCAAGGACAUCGAGGAGCACCUACAGCGAGUGGGGCAUUUCGACCCGGUCACUCGAAGCCCCCUGACCCAGGACCAGCUAAUCCCCAACCUGGCCAUGAAGGAAGUGAUCGAUGCCUUUAUCCAGGAGAAUGGUUGGGUGGAGGACUACUAGAGUUGGAAGCCCACCCCUUGCCCACCCGUCUCCCAUUUCUCCAUCUUAAA
Messenger RNA from Doryrhamphus excisus (bluestripe pipefish), 1181 nucleotides. RefSeq names its product STIP1 homology and U-Box containing protein 1 (gene stub1). Gene Ontology annotation, cellular component: Z disc; cytoplasm. Gene Ontology annotation, molecular function: protein-folding chaperone binding; ubiquitin protein ligase activity. Gene Ontology annotation, biological process: cellular response to misfolded protein; protein quality control for misfolded or incompletely synthesized proteins; protein polyubiquitination. Lineage: Eukaryota; Metazoa; Chordata; Actinopteri; Syngnathiformes; Syngnathidae. The record is from RefSeq and is a predicted model, not a curated record.